This is a messenger RNA of Schistocerca gregaria, 1288 nucleotides long. RefSeq lists its product as uncharacterized. The record is from RefSeq and is a predicted model, not a curated record. The transcript is spliced from 6 exons. The coding region runs from base 1 to 1155 and encodes 384 amino acids. NCBI's taxonomy places the organism in Eukaryota, Metazoa, Arthropoda, Insecta, Orthoptera, Acrididae.
AUGUUUAGUCACCCGAAGGUGUCAAAGCUACAAAGAUGUGAGCAGCAUGUCUUCCAAAGAAUAUUGCCAUUUAGGACCUGUGGAACAGUUUUGGUUGCUGUUCAUUUGACCUCAUACAUUGCUCACAUACCAUACGAGGAAAACACUUUGAAACUAGAAGUCUCAUUAUGCACUGACGAAGGUCUUUUCCCACGAUCUGAUCAUUGUCGUCUCUUAAUUCUUUGCCUAAAAUCUAAAACACAAGGCUCUCAGUUUAAGGAGUACCUACUUUCUUGCCCAUAUGGUUUGAAUUUCAACCACUUUAUGAUGACAUGUUAUGACUUCAAACAAGAAUGUGCACUGGAGAAAGGACAUGGUGUAAAUCAGAAACUUGCUAAGGCAUGGACUCUUACACUGCCAAAAGAAUCAGAAUCUUGUAGAGGAGCCAAGGCCCCAUUCUGCACAGAUGAGGAUAUGUUGACUAUCUGCCAUCCUUUCUCUAAAAAAGUUCUGGGAUAUGUGAACUGUAAGGAAAAGGAUGCCGCACACAGUUACUGUGAUGAGGAAGAGGGAAUGUGCAAAAGAGGCACCACAAGCACCACUGAGCAAAAUAACGCAAAUGGGGUAAUUGAAGGAACCAUAGGUGCCAACUUUUUACAGGUAGUUGCACUUUGUUCUGCUUCUCUGAAAGGAGCUGAGGCAAAGCGCUGUGUAGAAUUAUUUGGCAAAGAAUAUGAAUGUCUUGCCAGUGAAGACCGCUGUCCUGUGUACAUAGCAGAAUUAAUACACAUUACUGAUGGAACCAUGCUACAAUCAGUAGAAGCAAGUAUUCACAUUUAUGCAAGCAUGGGUAGCAUGAAUGUGCAAACAGUAGUCGGACGGCCUACAAAUGAUAGUACAACACAGAAUCAGUGUGAUGGAGACAUCAUAAAUGGGGCCAUGAAACUGCAAAAAUGUCAGAAACCUGGAGGAAACUGCUUAUCUGAUGGAGACACAUUAAUGGAUUGCUAUGAAUCUCUCCACAUCAAGCGAGCCUAUCGUUGUUCUGAUGUUUAUGGAGAUUUAGCAGAAUGUGUGCCUAAAUUACAAGAGUGUGUUGAACUUGCAGAUUCACGCUUUAUUUUUGAGAGCAAGACUGAGUUACCUAAGAGAAAGAAAGGAAGAGUCUACAAUUAAGUACGGAGGUACGGAUGAAGACCCCUCAGGAAGAUGUUAAACUGCAAAGAUUUUGACACAGUUGUAUUGCAUAAAAAUGCUGCGUUAGGGGUUUCAAAUGCAAACUGAAUUGUUUAAGCAUUAUAGUAAUAAG